Rosa chinensis is the source of this 534-nucleotide messenger RNA. Its product is annotated as dirigent protein 2. The record is from RefSeq and is a predicted model, not a curated record. The transcript has a single exon. The coding region runs from base 1 to 534 and encodes 177 amino acids. Lineage: Eukaryota; Viridiplantae; Streptophyta; Magnoliopsida; Rosales; Rosaceae.
AUGGCAUCUUCAAGACCCGUCAAACUCAUGUCCUUACCUUCACCACUGCUUCUAGUUCUUGUACUCAUGCUCACAUCUCUAGCCAAGGCUCAAAGGCUUACCGAAACCAUCACGGAGUUCUACUUGCAAGACUUAGCCUCCGGUUCUAACGCCACCGUUAUCCCCAUCACCGGCAUUAAAAACAAGCCUUUGUCCUUCACCUCAUUCGGCACCAUUUUCGCUCUUGAUGAUCCAAUCACAGUAACCCCGGACAAAAGCUCGACUGAAAUUGGUCGAGCUCAAGGCAUCAUGGUGGCCUCGUCACUGUCCGGCUCUAAUGUCCAUGUUUCAAUGUCGUUUGCUUUUAGCAAUGGUAGCAGCCUCGAGAUACAAGGCACCAGCCGUCAGUUCGAGAGGUACAAGGAGCUCUCUGUGGUUUCAGGGACCGGAAACUUCAGAUAUGCGAGGGGCUAUGCUACCUUGGAGAGCAUUUAUUAUGACAAUAGAACUUCCUACUCUAUCAUACGGUGCACCACUAGGAUCAUUCUGUCCUGA